Molecule: messenger RNA, 1179 nt
Organism: Brassica napus (rape)
Lineage: Eukaryota; Viridiplantae; Streptophyta; Magnoliopsida; Brassicales; Brassicaceae
Product: COP9 signalosome complex subunit 6b
Exons: 9
Coding region: 75-1022 (315 amino acids)
Biological process (GO): protein deneddylation
Cellular component (GO): COP9 signalosome
Molecular function (GO): metallopeptidase activity; protein binding
Source: RefSeq, a predicted model, not a curated record
ACGAAGGACAGACACAAUAACAAAGCACCGGGAAAGAAAAAAAAGAAAAAUCUCGAGAGAGAGACGAAAAACCAAUGGCGCCUUCUUCCUCAAGCGGCCUCACCUUCAAGCUCCACCCCUUAGUGAUGCUUAACAUCUCCGAUCACUUCACUAGGGUCAAGACUCAGCUCAACCCUCCAUCCUCCUCCUGCGCCGCCGGGAAUACCCCCGCCGCGACGUUUCCGCAGAACUUUAGGGUUUACGGCUGCGUGAUCGGCGCCCAAAGAGGCCGAACGGUUGAGAUCUUCAAUAGCUUCGAGCUCGUGUUCGAUCCCACUACUGAUUCGCUCGAUAGAGCCUUCCUCGAGAAGAAGCAAGAGCUCUAUCAGAAGGUGUUCCCUGGCUUCUACAUAUUGGGAUGGUACUCCACGGGAAGCGAGGCUAAUGAAUCUGAUAUGCAUAUCCACAAAGCUCUGAUGGACAUUAAUGAAUCUCCGGUUUAUGUUGUUCUGAAUCCGGCUAUCAAUCACGCACAAAAGGAUCUACCUGUGACUAUCUAUGAAAGUGAGUUCCAUGUCAUUGAUGGGAUUCCGCAGUCUAUUUUCGUGGAUGCAAGCUACACUAUUGAGACAGUGGAAGCUGAAAGAAUAUCGGUGGAUCAUGUUGCACAUCUUAAGCCGUCUGAUGGAGGCUCAGCAGCGACUCAAUUGGCUGCUCAUCUUACUGGCAUACACAGUGCCAUCAAGAUGCUCAAUAGCAGAAUCAGAGUGCUCUUUCAGUAUCUUGUCGCUAUGCAGAAAGGUGAUAUUCCCUGCGACAACUCACUUCUAAGGCAAGCAGCUGGUCUGCUCAGAAGUUUGCCUGCUGCACACUCAGAAAAGUUUAACGAUAAUUUCUUGAUGGAGUACAACGACAAAUUGCUGAUGUCUUACCUAGCUAUGAUCACAAAUUGUACCAGCAACAUGAACGAGGUGGUUGACAAAGUCAAGACUGCAUACGCGAAGAAGAGUCGAACAGGCGGUAGUAGGAUUCCAUUCAUGUAAAUAUUAGUUUCAGCGUAGAACCCUUUUAGCAGUUCCUAAGAAAAUUUUAGAUUUUAAUGCAUUUCACUUUUCUGAAUUAAACAGAUAGUGACCUUUUUACUAAAAGCUUUGUUUGGACAAAAGUUAACGUUGGAUUACUAAUUUUUUGGUUCCUAAA